Messenger RNA from Branchiostoma floridae (Florida lancelet), 1056 nucleotides. Its product is annotated as mediator of RNA polymerase II transcription subunit 28-like. Bases 149 to 796 code for a protein of 215 amino acids. The transcript has 2 exons. Gene Ontology annotation, cellular component: mediator complex. The record is from RefSeq and is a predicted model, not a curated record. Lineage: Eukaryota; Metazoa; Chordata; Leptocardii; Amphioxiformes; Branchiostomatidae.
UUUAAGGUAGCUGCGCAGUGGGGGAUGCGCAGUUGUAAAAGGGUCAGAGGUCAUGAGUGAACGGAUCAGACAAAGGAGCGAAUCUGAAGGAAAAACGUGACGAUUUCGAGCUGUUUUAAACACACUGGUCAUCUGAACACACAGGAAGAUGGCCACAGGCGGUGGUCAUCCCGGCCAGCACCCUAACCUGGUGGACGAUCUUGAGUCAUCCUUCCACACUCUCUUCUCAUCCCUCGUCAACCAGGACCACGUAAACAUCGUCGAGCAAGACGAGAUCAAAACCAGCGUGGAACAAAACGUCCAGAAGUUCCUCGACACCGCCAAACAGAUUGAGUGCUUCUUCCUUCAACGAAGACUUCUGCUCUCAAGUCAGCGUCCCGAGCAGAUCUUAAAGGAGGACAUCCAGGAACUGCGGACGGAACUGCAGAGGAAGGAGGCGCUCAUACAGAAGCAUCAGCAGAAGAUCGCGCAGUGGCAGACCGUGUUGGCCGAUAUUAGAGGGUUGGGGCGGCGGCCUUCUCAGGCACCCCCGCAACAAGAUGGUAUGUCCCAGGGUGCGUCGUCGUCUCAGGUGCGCCCUCCCGCACCCGGGACUCCGGGUACGCCAACGAUGAUUGGUCCGGGGGGACAGCACGGGAUGAUGUGGUCGCAGCAUGGAAUGGCGCCAGGACCAGGGGUGGGCCCCCUAGCGCACCUGGAACAGACUGCAUCCAGUUUGGGUAGCCUAGGCGGCAGCUUUGGUAGCUUCGACAGAGGGGGAAGCUUUGACAGGGGAGGCAGCUUCGAUAGACGAUGACUCUAUAUAUCAUGAAUAUACAUGUAUCUGAUUGUGUUUAGAAUCAGAGCGUCUCUAUAACUUCAGUUUCAGAUAGCAUAACAUUGUAUAGAACCAUCCAAUCUGUUUAUAGAUGGACAGAUGUUAAGUGUUUGCCAUUUUGUUAUUCUCAAAAGCAUUCCAAUAUUGUAGAAUUUAUCUAAUCCUAUCCACACAUCUGAUUUUCUGUCAUUAUGUAUGUUGUUUGUAAAAUGUGAUGUUAAUAAACUAUGAUAACCACC